UUUCCUUCUUAGGUUAUGGUCACUGUAAUAUCACGUGAUUUUAGUGAAAGUCCACAAAGUCAAUGAGUGAUAAAAAAUAUAAACUGUCAUAAAAAUGAUUUUUUGUCACAUAUUAUGGUACUUUAAAAACGUCAUAUUAAGUAAGAAACUAAUACAAUUUAAAAAAUUAAUAACUUGAAUGUUUAGUGUACUUAUUUAUAAUUACAUUAUCAUCUUAUUUAUAAAUACAUUAUACUUCGAUAUAUUUAUAUGCCAACAACGGAAGAUAAAUUCAUUUUAAUGUAAUAUUGUAAUUAUUUUACAAUGUUUGCUAAUUUGGAUAAAUUAUUAUUUAUAUGGCUUUUAUUAUGCCAUUUAAAUCUGAGUUUACAAUCAACAUCUAAGGAAAAUGUUACAUCAUUAAAUGAGCAUGUUAAUAUUGAUAAAAUAAAACAUUUGCCCAUAAAUGAAUCAUUAAAAACUGGCGAAAAUAGCAACAAUACUCUGUCGAAUGUAAAGUUAAAAGAAUUACUUGAAGAUAAUCGAAUGACUACAUAUGAUUUGAGUAAUAAUUCGACACAGACUACAAUAAUAAAGCUAGAAACAAAUGAAACUCAUAUUACAACAACGCAAAAGUCACCGAAAGUGUCGGUAAAUACAGAAAAAGAUCAGAAAGAUGCUAUAACUGACAGUUCAUUAUCCAGUGAAUCUUCAAAUAAAUCAAACAAAACAAUAAAUAUCAAAACAACAACCGCUGUUCCUAUUGAGCCAAUUUUACCUGAUAAAGAGUCAGCAGAGGAAGAACACAAUAGUUCUAUGUCUAUAUUUUUUGUACUAUGUGUAUUAGCACUUGGUAUUUUGCUCAUACAUUUAAUGUUACAGACAAAUUUUCAGUAUUUACCUGAAUCAGUAGUAAUAGUAUUUCUUGGAGCAGCUAUUGGAAUGUUUAUUAAUUUAAUGUCACAUCAAAAUAUAGCUAAUUGGAAAAAAGAGGAAGCUUUUUCACCAACUGCAUUUUUUCUCUUUUUAUUACCACCGAUAAUAUUUGAAUCAGGAUAUAAUUUACAUAAAGGUAAUUUUUUUCAAAAUAUCGGAAGUAUUUUAGUAUUUUCCAUAUUUGGUACAGCCAUAUCAGCCUUUGUCAUUGGAGUUGGAAUAUACUUACUGGGUCUUGCACAAGUUGCAUAUAAAUUAAGUUUCGUUGAGAGUUUUGCAUUUGGUUCUCUAAUUUCUGCAGUUGAUCCUGUGGCAACUGUUGCUAUUUUUCAUGCUCUAGAUGUUGAUCCUGUACUCAACAUGUUAGUGUUUGGAGAAUCAAUUUUAAAUGAUGCAAUAGCAAUUGUUUUAACAACAUCAGUUUUAGAAUCAAAUAAUGGUGCAACAACUGGAGAAGCUAUUAUUCUUGGAUUAAAUCGAUUCUGCUUAAUGUUCUUUGCUUCUGCUGGAAUUGGUGUAGUAUUUGCACUUAUAAGUGCUUUAUUAUUAAAACAUGUAGACUUACGGAAAAAUCCUUCAUUGGAGUUUGGAAUAAUGUUAGUAUUUACUUAUGCUCCAUAUGUCUUAGCUGAAGGGAUCCAACUAUCUGGAAUAAUGGCUAUUUUAUUUAAUGGAAUAGUUAUGUCUCAUUAUACUCACUUCAAUUUAUCAACAGUUACACAAAUUACAAUGCAACAAACUAUGAGGACCCUAGCGUUUAUUGCUGAAACGUGUGUUUUUGCUUACCUGGGUCUUGCAUUAUUUAGCUUCCGGCAUCGUGUGGAACCAGCUUUAAUUAUAUGGUCAUUAAUUCUUUGUUUAAUUGGACGAGCAGCUAAUAUAUUCCCAUUAGCAUCACUUGUUAAUCGUUUUCGUGAACAUAAAAUAACACGAAAAAUGAUGUUUAUUAUGUGGUUUAGUGGAUUACGAGGUGCCAUAUCUUAUGCUCUAUCAUUGCAUCUUAACUUUAGUGAAGAAACUCGUCAUGUUAUUAUCACUACUACAUUGAUAAUUGUUUUAUUUACAACAUUAUUUUUUGGAGGAUCUACAAUGCCAUUACUUAAAUUUUUACGCGCUGAGAAAAAGCAAAACUCUAAUAGUAGAAGAAAGAAACGUGAUAAAGAAAUUUCUUUGAGUAAAACUAGAGAAUGGGGACAAACGAUUGAUUCAGAGCACUUAUCAGAAUUAACUGAAGAAGAAAUGGAAGUAUCUUUUAUGCAAUCACGAAUACGAGGAUUCGCUCGUUGGGAUUUAAAAUUUUUCAUUCCAUUUUUCACAAGACGUUUUACUCAACAAGAAUUAAAAGAUUGUAAAUCACAGAUGACUGAUUUGACUAAUCAAUGGUAUCAAGCUAUUAGAAUUAGUCCAGUUGAAUCCGAUAAUGAGUCAGAAGCCACAGUCAUUUCUAAUACACACAUGAAUGGUACUAAUUCUACGUUAGACAAUACAAAUGAAAACUAUCAACAACAUGUGGAUAAAAAGAACCAGUCAAAUCAUAGAUCAAUAUUAAUAAUAUAAUUUUAUAGCUUCAACACAUAUUUAUCGAAAAAUUAUCUUAAGUAAUUGCUCAUAUGUGAUCCAUUUUUUAUCAAAAAAAAGUUAUUCUGUAUGUUUCAUACAAAAUUAAAGAUUAUUUGUUUUUAAGUAAGUUGUUGGUUUAUAACUGAAGUAAUAUUUUGUAGUACAAGUAUUUUCAUAUAAAUAACAUAACAUGUAUUUGUUGAAAUUCUUCAAGAUUUUCAUAUGUAUAUACACGGUUAUUUUAAUUUCUCUUAAAUAGUUUUGUUUUUAAAGAUGGCUAUAACAGAAUUGAAUAAUUUUUAUCUAUUUUAUGAUGAAAUUUAAUUAUAUUUAUAUGUUAUAACAUGUACCAAAGUUGAUUAUUACUUAGCACUAAAGCAGGAAGUAAACAAUAAAUAAUUUUCA
Chelonus insularis is the source of this 2880-nucleotide messenger RNA. It is a transcript of the gene Nhe1, whose product is annotated as Na[+]/H[+] hydrogen exchanger 1. The transcript has 2 exons. Gene Ontology annotation, molecular function: potassium:proton antiporter activity; sodium:proton antiporter activity. The coding region runs from base 304 to 2472 and encodes 722 amino acids. Lineage: Eukaryota; Metazoa; Arthropoda; Insecta; Hymenoptera; Braconidae. Gene Ontology annotation, cellular component: membrane. Gene Ontology annotation, biological process: sodium ion transport; potassium ion transmembrane transport; regulation of intracellular pH. The record is from RefSeq and is a predicted model, not a curated record.